Molecule: messenger RNA, 1092 nt
Organism: Talpa occidentalis (Iberian mole)
Lineage: Eukaryota; Metazoa; Chordata; Mammalia; Eulipotyphla; Talpidae
Product: anaphase-promoting complex subunit 4-like
Exons: 9
Coding region: 184-1026 (280 amino acids)
Biological process (GO): protein K11-linked ubiquitination; anaphase-promoting complex-dependent catabolic process; positive regulation of mitotic metaphase/anaphase transition
Cellular component (GO): nuclear periphery; anaphase-promoting complex
Source: RefSeq, a predicted model, not a curated record
AAAUUUUAAUUUUGAAUCCUGUAUCUCUAGUACCUGAAGGAUGAGGAUGACGACCUCGUGUCACCUCCUAACACAGAAGGAAACCAGUGGUAUGACUUUCUUCAGAACAGCAGCCACCUUAAAGAAAGUCCUUUGCUGUUUCCUUAUUAUCCUCGAAAAUCAUUGCAUUUUGUGAAAAGAAAGAUGGAGAACAUUAUUGAUCAGUGUUUGCAAAAGCCAGCAGAUGUAAUUGGAAAAUCAAUGAAUCAAGCAAUCUGCAUUCCCUUAUAUAGAGAUGCUAGAAGUGAGGACACUACCCGUAGAUUGUUCAAAUUUCCUUUUCUGUGGAAUAAUAAGACUUCAAAUCUGCAUUAUCUUCUUUUUACUAUUUUAGAAGAUUCACUUUACAAAAUGUGCAUUUUAAGGAGACAUACUGAUAUUUCCCAAUCUGUAAGUAAUGGACUAAUUGCUAUUAAAUUUGGGAGCUUCACAUAUGCCACAACAGAAAAAGUGAGAAGAAGCACCUAUAGUUGUUUAGAUGCACAGUUUUAUGAUGAUGAAACUGUAACGGUAGUUCUUAAAGACACUGUAGGACGUGAAGGAAGAGAUAGACUCUUGGUCCAGCUGCCAUUGUCUUUGGUGUAUAACAAUGAAGAUUGUGGAGAAUAUCAGUUCACCGGGACUUACUCUACAAGGCUGGAUGAGCAAUGCAGUGCCAUCCCCACACGCACCCUGCAUUUCGAGAAGCACUGGAGGUUACUGGAGAGCAUGAAGGCACAGUAUGUUGCUGGCAAUGGUUUUCGAAAAGUGUCCUGUGUGUUAAGCUCAAAUCUCCGUCAUGUGAGAGUGUUUGAAAUGGACAUAGAUGACGAGUGGGAGCUGGACGAGUCCUCCGAUGAAGAGGAGGAGGCCGGCAACAAGCCCAUGAAGAUCAAGGAAGAGGUGCUGUCUGAGUCAGAGGCCGAGAGCCAGCAAGCCAGGGCUGCUGAUUCAGCUCCAGAGAUAGUCAUCAAAUUGGAGAAGGUCGAGCCCGAGCUGGGCUCGUGACCCUUCUGUAUGUUCCCAUCAUGCUGGGCGGGGCGUGGGAGGGGGGCAAGGGUGUCUUGGACCAUU